Molecule: messenger RNA, 2019 nt
Organism: Spodoptera frugiperda (fall armyworm)
Lineage: Eukaryota; Metazoa; Arthropoda; Insecta; Lepidoptera; Noctuidae
Product: Kv channel-interacting protein 4-like
Exons: 9
Coding region: 250-849 (199 amino acids)
Molecular function (GO): calcium ion binding
Source: RefSeq, a predicted model, not a curated record
CGUAGAGCAGACGUGUCGUCCUCUGCGUCACCACACACGCGAAUCAAACCACCUGUUCCUUCAACCAUAUUUAUUUAUGAAAUAUUCCCUUUUUAAAUUUAUUUUCUCUCCCCAAUCAAUAGAUUUUUAACCCUAUACCCAGAGAGUUUCUUAAUAAGUGAUAUAUUCAAGCAUAAUUUGUGAACACAGUGUAAGUUGUAGUGUGAAGUGAUUUUAAGUUACUCAGUCGUCCGCUAGGAGAAAGGAAAUAUGGAGGAGGAGUGCGAGGAGUCCAUCUUCCCGACUGGCGUGGUGCGCCACCGGCCGGAGCCGCCCGGCACCCUCGCCCAGUCCACCAGGUUCACCACGCAUGAGAUCAAGUUGAUGUAUCGAGGGUUUAAACAGGAAUGUCCAUCUGGCGUGGUGGAUGAGGAGGCUUUCAAGAAUAUAUUCUGUCAAUUCUUUCCUUUAGGAGAUGCAACACAAUAUGCUCAUUACGUGUUUAAGACGAUAAAACAUAAGCAGAGUGGGAAAGUAAAUUUCGAGGAGUUCCUGGACAUCCUAUCCCGUGUGGCUCGAGGCUCAGUCCAGGAGAAACUAUCCUGGGUGUUCACGUUAUAUGACGUGGACGGAGACGGCAGGAUAUCCAGGGCGGAGAUGCUGGCCGUGGUGCAAGCUAUCUACGAGCUGCUGGGCCGAGCUGCAGCCCCGCCCGUCCACAGCACCGCCGCCAAGGACCAUGUUGAUCGGAUUUUUCAUCUGAUGGACACGAACUGCGACGGCGUGGUGACCCCGGACGAGCUGGCCCACUGGUGCAGCCGGGACCCCGCGCUGCUCAGCUCGCUGCACACCAUGGACACCGUCUUGUGAUCCGGGGGACCUCGCGCCGAGCACCGGUCGGACUCGGCGCGUGCAUCCUGUUCGACGGCCGCAGACAACUGUUCGCCAUCUCCCUCUGGCAUUCCGACCCCCUUUGCCCCACCCCAGCAGAUAGACAGAGACAGAACUAGCAUCGAAAGCUACGCCCCCCAACUACACCAGAAAAGAGACACAGUAGAGAGUCUCGCUUCGGUUGAAACUCACACGGAAAGAGAUAGGAGUAUAGUAGAAACGGAGAGUGAGAGCGGGAUAGAGAGUGGUGCGGCUAGUUCGUCGACUAGUGGGGUUAAGAGUGUGGUUAGCAGUGGGGUAGGGAGUGAGAAGGGGGGAGAAAAGAGAGAGGAGAGGAAGAAGCAGCCGCCGCCUGUUCCCGCGAGAGUUACUGCCUGUAUUACUGAAGAAAUAGUAACUCGUAAAGUGAAGCGUCGGCCGCGGAGGUCGAGCUCCCCGCAACUGCCGCGGUGAACCAGACCUUAUUACAUCUACGCAAGGAUCAUUUUCCCUUGAACGCUGUGCUUAUGAUUCUACGCAUUCCAAUACGUACCUUAUGCUCUUAGUAUUAAGUCUAAAUUAUUAUGUAAUUAGAUUUUAAAACAUUCGAUUUAAUAUAGGUAGGGUUAUUCGAUUAUUGUUAAUUUCCAGACUAAAUUAAUAUGGUUUAAAGAGUUUAUGGAUUAAAAAAAAACUAUAAAGGCAAUCAUUAUGGCUCCAUAUAUUUUUGGGCCUUUUAUAAAAGUAACAGUUUCUGUGAACUAGAUAAAAAAAAUUGUAAACAUAACUUAGCUGAGUUCGUUUCCACCAAUGCUAAGCUAUGUGUACCAAUGAAUAUGAUUGGUGGAAGCCAAACGCAUCUACAGCAACGUAGCAUAGCACAUCUCUGGUGGAAAAGUACCCAGAGAUAUGAUUUUUAUAUGGAAAGAUGCGUGCUAUGGAUGGCUUCCCUACUAUCGAUACAUCGCAUACUCGAGCUGCGCAUCUUCCUCACACAGCUACAUAGCUUAGUAUCAGUGGAAACGGUCACAUAGUUUCACAGCUUAGCUAUUACAUCUUCGUAGCAUAGCUACAUAGCACAUCUCUGGUGGAAAACCACUCUAAACAGGUUACAUCCAGUGAAAUAUUUUUAAUAUGAUUCAUUUGAAGAAUUGUACGGAAGUAUCACUU